UAUACAUAUAACAAAAUAAUUAUAUGAUGUUGUCGUGUCUACUGUGUAGCGUCCCGUCUAUUUAUCUUUCUUUAUAAAAACUAGUUUUAGGACAAAUCCUUUUAGAUAUAAGUGUAGAUUGCGUGCUAUUUGUAGUUAAUAUAAAAUAAUUAAAGUACAAGGUUAAAAGGUAGCAGAAGUGUUUUUAAAUUCUAACAUGGAUAGAAAUAUGAGAUCAAGUUAUGUGAACAGCGGGCCAAGAUCUUUGCCGCACAUGGGCGGGGGAAAGCGACACAAUGCCAAUGGUCACAACGGAGCACGCCUCAGUCCCCCAGCACAGAUGCCUCCCGGACUACACAAUAACAAUAACCAUAACAAUAACAACAACAACAACCAUCAUGAUGAUCUCAUUAAUUAUAUCUAUGAUUCUUGGAAUAAGGUGACACGUGAACUAGAGAGAGGCAAUGAGGAUGCUAAAUACUACCAGGAGGUGAUAACUCCUCGACAGCUGGCUAACUUCAGACCGUUCAAUUUGGAGGAGUGGUGGGGCCGGCGAGUGGUUCAGACAAUAAACCGCAAUAAACACCGCUCUUAGUUACAGCAAUCUUAUGAGAUAUUAUCUCAUUGCAACAUUAUCUAACUUAUGAGAAAUGUAAGAACUCAAGAUUAACAGCGUAAGUAAGAAUUAACGAUAUGCAUUUUUAAUUAUAAACAAAUUUAACAGAAUAGUAAAAAAAAAAUUUUUUUUCAUAGCAGCAAAUUCUUUUUGAGCAGUAUUUUUGAUUUAAAUAAUAAGACUAUGCAUUACAAAGAAAUUGGCGGUGAUUUUUGUAAUUGGUAAGCCAUUUUGGAGGAGAUUUUACGAAAAACUAGACAUGUAACUUGAUAAAAAAAGUGCCUAGAAUCUGUUCCCGAUGGCUUUUAAUGCUGUAAAUCUUGAGAAAAAACUGUUACAUGUACAACAUUAAUUUACUAAUGUUAAAAUGUGUACUCAUUAAAAUUUAAGUAGACUUAAAGAAUAUUUAUCAAGAUUUUGUCUAAAAUUAGAAUGAUAGUUCACAGUAAGAUGUUGACAAGAAAUGUGUCAAUUAAUAUCACAUCUUAAAAAUUUAAAAAUAUGUACCAAAACUUUAAUACAUAGAUAAGAUAAAUAUAGAUGUUGCAAUGAGAUACUGCCAUACUCAAGUUGUUUAAUGGUCAUUUAGCUUUCUUUUAGUGUAGACUUAAAACACUAAACACUCAAUCGCACGGGUCUUUUAUAACGUAGCGUUGACGGUUUUUUAACGCUCUGUCAUAUAAACAUUUUUAAAAUCUAUUAUUACGCAAAAUGCAAUGCUCCUUGAUACAAAAUGUCAUGUUUUAAAAGUGUUGCUAUAUAAAAUACAACAAACCCCUCUAUAACGCGGUUGAAGGUGGCGCAUUAAAGGAAUUUGCGUUAUUAGAAUAUUCCCGUUUUACACGUUUUUAACUGGGCAGAGACAAAUCUCGUUGUAGAGGGGUUCUUUUAGUAAAUUGUUGGGAAUAUUCGCGUUAUAUGUAUGAAUUAAGCGUUUUAUGGGAGCGCAUUAAGCAGACUUUACUGUACAUGAAUAUGCACUACUAUUUUAACGCUUUUUUAACGCGCGUUAUAAAAACACCCGUGCGGAAGGGGCUAAGGGACUUAUUUAAUGACAAUUAGAGUACUUUAAGUGUGGCAGAUAGUGUGAUAAUUUUAUGACAACUUUGAACAAUGCUCCCAUUUUUAUCUAUAGAGUGGUACAAACAAGAAAGACAUUACAAAUUUAUUGAUAGAUUGAUGUCGUAAUAAGUGGCAUUUAAAAAUAAUGUUGAAAGAAAUAAAAGCAAUAAGAAUAAAUUUUAACUUUUAAUAUUUUUGAAUAUGUAAGGAAAUGUAGUUUUUCAUUGUAACUCGAUAGUUUAUAAUUCUGUAAAAAAACGCAAAAAAGUGAUCUUUUUUUAGUAGAAAAUAGUUUCAGACAUAGAUUUUACUAAGUAGGUGUAUAAAGUUAGUCUGGAUUUCUAUUAUAUUAAGAAGUUAACGAGUAGUAUCAGCUAGUUUUGCGUAUAAUCAUGACUCGAUGUUAUAUUUAUCGUAAGUAGAGAUGUUCAUGUUACAGUUAUCGAUAGAUUUAUUUUCAUACAUAAAUCAAUGAUUCAAUUAUAAUAACGUUUAAUCCAUUUUUAUUAGAGAAAAUACAUUCAGUAUAGAAUAAUGCGUUAAGAUGGCAUUUAACAUGUUUGAAGAUAAAUAAUCGAUAUUUUAUUUUUGACGUAACAAUAGUAUUGAUAUAUGUAGAUGUAAAAUAUUAAUUAAUCACAGUGAAUUCUUAAUGUAAGUUUUAAUAGAUUUUCGGAUAAAAAAUGUAAAAUUCAGUUUCUAAUAUCGAUGUUUUUUCGAUCAUUGAACAUCUCUAAAAUGUUUAGAUCGCAUUUUAAACGUGUGGUCUCCGUUCAAUCUGUAAAAAAUAUAACCAUUUUUAUUCACUGCCGUAAAAGUAUAGUAACAUAUUUUCGUCCCUUUCAUUUACAUUAAGCGGAAAAGAGAUAGCAAUAUGUUUUUGUUUUGUGUUUCGGCAGUGAAAACUGAUGGUAAGACAUUCCAUAUCCGAACAGCUCGUACUUAGCAUUUGGAACGAAUGUACAUUGAAAGACGCAGCUCGUGUUGGCGUAGUCUACGAUUUUAAUAAUAUAUUUUACAACAAUAAUUAUUUCUUUAAAGUAAAUACAUAUUUAAGAUUUC
Papilio polytes (common Mormon) is the source of this 2719-nucleotide messenger RNA. RefSeq names its product CAR1 transcription factor. The transcript is spliced from 3 exons. Lineage: Eukaryota; Metazoa; Arthropoda; Insecta; Lepidoptera; Papilionidae. Bases 197 to 574 code for a protein of 125 amino acids. The record is from RefSeq and is a predicted model, not a curated record.